Molecule: messenger RNA, 745 nt
Organism: Rhizophagus irregularis DAOM 181602=DAOM 197198
Lineage: Eukaryota; Fungi; Glomeromycota; Glomeromycetes; Glomerales; Glomeraceae
Source: RefSeq, a predicted model, not a curated record
GUGAUAUUCCCUUUAUCUUUUAGCAGCAACUUUUCUAUUGAAUUAUCUUAAAAAUGACUAAUUAUUAUUGGAUUAUAGCCCAGCAUUCUGGGAAAGUACUUGAAGUUAAAGAUGGCUCUUUUUGUAGUCUUGUUGAAAUUGUCCAAAAUACUAAGAAAUCUGAGCUUGACUCCAAUGUUGACAUGCAACUCUGGUAUUUCAAUGGUGGAUUUAUUACGAACAAAAGAACUGGCCUUGUGCUUGACGUCGUCGGAGGGAAAUUUGAGAAAUAUACGAAUAUUGUUCAAGACCAAAAGCAUGCUGAACCUUCUCGCGGUCAAGAAUGGGUAUACAAUUAUGCAGACAAUUCUAUCAGUUUGAAAUUUAAUCGUAAUUUUGUUCUUGAUGUUGCGGUAAAAAUGCAAUUUAAAUUGCUUUUAAUUGAUAUAUAUAAUAUUGGAGAUCGUAAUAAUAAUUUUUUUUUAAACUUGUAUUUUUUAUAGGCGGCGAAGACUGAUAAUAAUACUAACAUUCAAUUGUGGGAAAAGCAUGGUGGCAAGAAUCAACAAUUCAAUUUGCAAAAGUGGGAUGAUGGUUCAGUAGUUGUUAAAGAUGCAGUAACGAACAUUAUUGACAAUUUUAAAUUUUUGCCAAAAUUAUCACAAAAUUUCCUUGAAAUUUUGGAUGAUGACGAAUAUUAUGAUGUUAAUAUUGAAGUUGGUAAUAACCCUCAUGUAAGAAUAUUUCACGCUCAUAUGGUUAUUUU